Molecule: messenger RNA, 1424 nt
Organism: Grammomys surdaster
Lineage: Eukaryota; Metazoa; Chordata; Mammalia; Rodentia; Muridae
Gene: Rnf183
Product: ring finger protein 183
Exons: 4
Coding region: 276-965 (229 amino acids)
Biological process (GO): protein ubiquitination
Molecular function (GO): ubiquitin protein ligase activity
Source: RefSeq, a predicted model, not a curated record
AUGAGUGGGAUUUGAAUUCAGGUUCUUGUGCUUGCAUAGCAAAUACUCUGACCCACUGAACCAUCCCCCUAGUUGUACCCCACAAGGAAGGUGGACUCUCCCCCAGCUGCAGAGGUCCAAAGUCACCCGAGGAGGGAAGAGGGAAGCCAGCCAGAGAGUGGAUGAAGAGCUGGGAGACACAUGCAAACAAGGCUGGCCCCCAGUGACCUGGAAACCAAAGCACCUGCCUGAAGGCUGGGCUGGGAGAGGAAGAAUCUAGCUGAAGCUGCCUAUGAAUGUCAGGAGAGAAAAGAGAAGAUCAAUUUUACUCCCCUUUAGCUUCCAGUACCUGGAAGAGCACCUGGCGUGUGGGCAUCCCUGUGAGGUUCCAGCUCCCUGUAUGUGAUCAGAGGAUGAGCGAGCCACAGGGCCAGGAGCUCAGAGCUGAGUGCCCUGUCUGCUGGAACCCCUUCAACAAUACAUUCCACACCCCCAAAGUGCUAGACUGCUGUCACUCUUUCUGCGUGGAAUGCUUGGCCCACCUCAGCCUGGUGACCCCAGCCAGGCGCCGCUUGCUCUGCCCACUCUGUCGUCAGCCCACCGUGCUGGCUUCAGGGCAACCAGUCACUGACUUGCCUACAGACACUGCCAUGCUGACCCUGCUCCGCCUAGAGCCCCACCACGUCAUCCUCGAAGGCCACCAGCUCUGUCUCAAGGACCAGCCCAAGAGCCGCUACUUCCUGCGUCAGCCUCAGGUCUACACCCUGGACCUUGGCCCUGAGCCUGAGAGCCAGACUGGGCUUCCUCAGGACACAGCUCCUGACAGGAGGCCGGUGCCCAUCCCCAGUCACUACUCUCUCAGAGAGUGCGUCCGCAACCCUCACUUCCGGAUCUUCGCCUAUCUGAUGGCUGUCAUCCUCAGUGUCACCCUGCUGCUCAUCUUCUCCAUCUUUUGGACUAAGCAGUUCUUCUGGGGCAUGGGGUGAGCACUCUGUGUUCCAGGACAAGGAACAGAGCCUUUCUCAGUGAUUGCUGGACCGGGGACUACAGAGCUGCCUUUGAUGUUACCUUUCUUUUAGUAUUGCUCAUUUUACAGUCCCGGGGAUCGGCUAAGUCUGCUUUGGAAAACAGAGAUGGCCAGACAGAAAGAGAAGAGCUGAAGGGUCAGGGGUCUGAUGGUAAACUAAUGGGUCACGGAAGGUAGAGUAGUUUUAGGGCUACACGGUCGCAAAGCAAGUUGUGCCAAAAGGCUGGACAGCAGCACCCGAUAUCCAACUAAUUGAGAGAGCUUGUAGCCUUUCACUGGGGGAGUGUAGAGCUUGUUCCUGUGUUGCUGAUGAUUCUGGAAAGUGUUUGAAGUUUGUGGGCCCAUGUGCUUGUCUCCCCUUUCAGCUUUUUCUGAUUCUUAACCACUGUUCCCAGUAAAGCUAGCCAGCAUUCUUUAA